This is a messenger RNA of Clunio marinus, 231 nucleotides long. NCBI's taxonomy places the organism in Eukaryota, Metazoa, Arthropoda, Insecta, Diptera, Chironomidae. The record is from the annotation of a GenBank genome assembly.
AUGGAAGGAAUUUUGGCAAUAUUAGCUACCAAUGCUUUGGGUUUGUUUUUGAUGCUUGAAGCAACCAAAGUUUGCACAAAUUCCAUUCUAAUUGAAAUUAUUCCGAACAUGUACAGAAGUGAAGUUCUAAGCUCUCCAAUGUUGUUUGAGGGAAAGACAAAUCUUUGUUCAUUUCAUUGUGAAGGCAAUAACGAGAUGAGUUUUUGUUUUUCUGUUUCCCAUUCUAUUUAA